GUGAGAGGAAGGGUGACGUCACUCGUGUGGUUGGUUCGAGGCACAGUUGCCAAACGACUCGGUUUUGAGUAUUCAGUGCUCCCUUAGGCUGCGUGGAUGACAUGCAUUUCGAGUCUCUGCUUAAAUGCCUUGAAAUUCAGGGCUGCUCCGUGCUUCUGAACUUCACAGGGAUCCGGGAAAGUCGAAUUUAGGAUCAGCAAUUGUAACAUUCUGACAAGCCACGAGGGAUUUACACCAAAGAUGUAAUCUUAGCCUCGCUGCAUGGCAACUGUGACCGUGCAAUGAACGGCGGCGCUGUAUGGGAACUGAAGAGCCACAAGGGGGCGCAGUUUUACAAAGAGGCGGUGUUUCCCUGGGAAAGGCGGGGACGAAAAGUCAGCGAACCAAUCGGAAGGCGAACCUGGCAUUUCAGCUUCGGAGGAAUCCCCGCUGAUAUUACAGUGACGUCACUUCAUUGAUCGGUUGCCAAGGGGAGUCAUCUGCCUCCCUGAGGAGGAGGAGGAGUUGCUACGGAUUGCAGGAUGGGCCAAUCCUCAUCGUCCUACUCGACAGUGGCGGCGGCGAAGAAGGCGAAAGGAAAAUCCUCCGAGAAGGCUGCGUCCAAGGAGGCUACGGCAGGCGGGCGGAUGAAAUUCCGCAGAAUCACCAGCGAGGACCGGAGGGAUGACCGGUUCGACUGCGAUAUAACUAAGAAUAAGGAGCUGCCGCGGCUGGCGGAGACGACCUCGGAUAAUAUUAAUACCUCCACACCAGACGAGAUCGUGAUAAAGUUGAGCAAGACUGAUUUGUCUGGCGAUGUGGACUCGCGGCGAGAGGACAGCAGCGGGAUUGCCGGGGAGAAUACUGCGGGUUCCCAGAGUGCGAGCGGCGGCAUUGACAGCAGUGCCGGGCAACCGGGGCUCUUAAACUGCGGGGAUUCAUUGAAGAGCUCCGGGGGGGACUCGGAUUCAGUUAUUACAACUCCUAAAAACAGUAAUAACACGACAGCUACUGCCAAUUCAACAGGAGAGACCUCUGCAGAUUCACAGAGGGACUGUAGUUCUGUGUCGGAACGCGGGGAUCAUGAACGCAGAGUUUUGGAGGAAAACAUGGAAAGUAAAGUAAACCUUUUUGAACCCGGGGCUGGCGUGGAAGCACUCCGGGGAGCCGCGGACACGAAUUCGGAAGAGCCGAAAGUAAAAAAUAAACUGCAGCGGAGUUUGAGACUGGAUGGUGAUUAUGGAGAGGGCAGCAGUAAUAUAAUUUCGCCCGUGCUCGAACCUUUUAACUCUGACCAGGAACAAAACACCAGUCAGCGUCCAAACGUGUCUGAAAAUGCGGCAGACGCCACUAUAAGCAAGGGGUGCCCAGUGAACUCCAGCAGUGAUGCGGACGACGCUUUAAGAUCCACUGGAAAUGGAGAUUCUCCAAACGCAGACCCCGAUUUCCAGUUUGGGGUUACAGAUCAAAUCAGUGAAGUCCCUGCACGCCUGAGCUUCCCCGGCACGAUCCCGCGGCUCAUUGUGACCCGGGAGCCGAGCCCUUGCAGGGAAGAAGGGUUCGGGGGCGGCGGGGACGUUUCGGACUCGCAGCCGGACGUGGAGUCGCCUUGCUCGGACAGUGGGUGCGGGGGGUCCCCGUCCCCCUCCUUGCUUCUCCGCAAGUUUUCUAGCUCGUCGUCCGCCGGCCUGUCCUCGGCUUCCUCUUUUGAAGAGUCGGAGGACGACUUCACCGGGAGCGACAUUGAACCGAACAGCCUGAGCCUGCAGAAUAGCCUGGGGAGCCCCGACGACACGACGGCAAACAAGUCGUGGAGGAAGCUGAAAACCAUGGUGCACUGGUCCCCCUUCGUCGUGUCCUUCAAGAAGAGAUACCCCUGGGUGCAGCUGGCCGGGCAUGCAGGGAACUUCAAGGCGAGUGAAUUUGGGAAGAUCCUGAAGAAGUACUGUGAGUGUGAGCAUCAUUCUCUGGAGGGGCUGAUGCUGGACAGGCUGCGUCCCUACGUGCCGGGGUACUACGGGCUGGUGGAGAAGGAGGGAGAGACCUACAACCAGAUGGAGGACCUGCUGGCUGACUUCGACUCCCCCAAUAUCAUGGACUGUAAGAUGGGCACAAGGACCUAUCUGGAGGAUGAGCUGGUGAAAGCUCGGCAGAAGCCCAAGCUGCGGCCCGACAUGUAUGAGAAGAUGAUCGCUGUGGACCCGGGGGCCCCCACGCCCGAGGAGCGCAGCCAGCAAGCCGUGCUCAAACCCCGCUACAUGCAGUGGAGAGAGACCCUGAGCUCCACCGCCUCACUGGGCUUCCGCAUCGAGGGCAUCAAGAAAGCAGACGGCACGUGCAACACGAACUUCAAGAAAACCAGACACAGAGAGCAGGUGCAGCAAGCGUUUGAGGACUUUGUGGAGGGGAACAUCAGCGUCCUGAAAACAUAUUUAGCGACAUUGAAAGAGCUCCGAACAGAAUUAGAAAAAUCUGACUUCUUUAAAUCACACGAGGUGGUGGGCAGCUCGCUGCUUUUCGUCCAUGACUGCACAGGGCUGGCCCGUGUGUGGAUGAUUGACUUUGGGAAGACGGUGAAGCUGCCAGACUCGGAGACGCUAGACCACCGGAUCCCAUGGGUGGAGGGGAACCGAGAAGACGGCUACCUGUGGGGGCUGGACAACCUCGUCGACAUCAUGGAAGCCAUGGUGCCCGAGUGAACUGCUCCUCUUUUUAAUAACUGGUUAAAUUCCAAAGACCUUGCAGCCUCGGAGACAGACCGGCUCAACACAGCUGUUUCUGAGCACCAACCUUGAGACAAUGUGCCUGGAAUCUCAAAUCAUUCUGAAAGAAGAAGAAACAGAAGGUUUAUUUUGCGUCUGGAGUAUCGUGACCAAACUGUUUUUUAGUUUUUCUUUUAAGAGAAACGAAACACGCAAGUGGCCUUAACAGACUUUUUUUUUUUUAACAAAAAAGGAUAAAGCAAAAAUAUGUAUUGUUCCUUUUUUUAAUUUAAUGUAAGGAUACUACACUAUAACACUGGAAAGCUGCAAGGUUUUUAUAAUUUAUUUAAACAUCGCUCUGCCUGUGUAUUGCAAAAUUGCAUUUUUAUUUGGUAGUUGACAUGCAAAUUACUUCAGUGGGUAUUUUAUGGGUACUUUUGUUUUCCUAUGUGCCGGGUUUAUCCAGCUCUUUACUCCUUGCAAUUUUGCAUGCAUGUUUCUGAAAAUCAAACUGACAAUGCUGCACAAAUUGAAGCUACAUUUGUAACAGCGCUGGUGUGUUUUCUUUUAAGGUAAAAUAAUUGUGCAAAUUGCACCUUGGAAAGAGCUGCUUUUAUAUAUCGGGGCUGUUGUGGGUCGCAGUGUCAGCGUACAAACUAAAAAUCUGACAGAGAGAGGUUUAUACAGACGGUACUUGGACUAAAGCGAAAUUCUAAUGAUCUUGGGCUGUUUUCAUAAGACUUGAACCCGGGCUGUUUUCAUAAGACUUUAACCCAGACUGUAUUCGUAGUGUCUGGGGGCCCUGUUCCCAAAGCUUUCACUCCAGGGCUACUGGUUUGGAUGAAUUGCAUUAUGUUUGAUAUUCUGAAACGGUUCUAUAAGGUGGCUUAUUGAAGACGCAGCGUUUACGCAUGUCACGAUCACAGGAUAAAUAAUCUUGUUAUCCUAACACAAAGUUUUCAAAUGUCAAGACCCAGAGAAUUUGGCUUUUAGUUUUUUCCCCUGUCCUUAAUGAGCCACCGUAGUUCUAUACUUGAUAAUACCUCAUGCGUUAAAGCUUAAGAUCCUUUGCUUCUAAAGUUAGUGUUUUGCUACGCAAGAAGAAACUGUAAACCCCCUAUAACAAGGCAGAUAAGUUCAUAUUAAGCCUUCAUAUGUUCAUCUAAACUUUUGGCUUUUGUUUUUGAAAAAUGAUAAAUAAGUUCCACAGCUUUAAAAAAGAAAUCCCAGCCUGUCAAGUCCAGGGCUGUGGGCAAUGUGAUAACAGCACAGUAUUGUACUGGGUGGUGCUACAAACAACCCUGUGUAAGUCAGACAAGCAUGUUCAUCAGACGUCCUUGUCUGUAUAGUUUUGUGCUGUAAGUGUACAACACCAAAAUACAUUGACAAUUCUUGCUAAAACCUUAAGUGACUUGUUUUCGUACACCAAAUAUGAUUGGAGGGGCCAAAUUCACGCGUGAACUUUGCUGAAAAGUUUCCUCAAUAUAAAGCUGGGCUGUUGUCAUACAGGGCAGUCUGUAGGAGCUCACUGUGAAUGAUUUGCAGGCCUGUGUAUCGUCAUUGGGACGGCUAAUCUGCUGUGUAAAUGAUGCUAGGAUAGACAAGGGGCCAACAAUCACACUGUCUCCCACAUCGAUGUGAACUGGUCAAGCCAAGCUCCUGUGUACUUGCAAAGUCAAUGUCUUUCAACGCUGGUAAACUCAUGCCUAACUACUGUGCAGUUUAAAUUGGGGUUGGAACAAUAGGAUCAGUGCCACAUUAGACAGCCUUCCAUAAAGAGAGGAUUGUUAAGUGCCAUGUAAUUAAACUGGACAUUGGAAAAUCAUUCAAAUACAGCCCCCCUCUGUUGUGAGAGAGGACAGUAGUGUGGCUUUAUUGAAAAGCCAAUAAAACGAAAAAGCAAGUGUGUGAGAGAGGAAAAACUACUGGGGGGAGGGGAGGGGGGGGGGGUCAAAAUGAAUAAGAAUUAAAACCUGAUUAAGAGAAUUGUUUUAAGCUGAUAAACUAUCAUUGAAAAAGGCAUUGUUGUUCAACCCUAAAUGCACUACAUUUAACCUGCUUUAAAAAAAGUACCUCCGAGCAAGCCAUGUGUGAGAUCUCUUGUUGUGCCGAAGACCCAGAAUGCACCUCUGUCACAGGAACACAGGCUCUCUCUGCUGUGCACCUCAGUGUGGUCUUUUCAUUGAGGUGGUGUUUUACAGUCCUUGGUAGAACUACGUUAUCUAAAGUAACAUUCAGUAGCCCAGGAUUAGUGCUAAUGCGAGCGUGUGAAUCAUGAGGAUAGUGUAACAAACUACACAAGACAGGGAAUCUAACCCUGGCCUUCAGUGUCUUUCAUUUACACCCCAUGGGGUUUAUGGCUGGCUCGUGCAACAUUACCAGCUGUGUUCCAUUUCUUCCAAAAAAAUGAUGCAAAUUGUACCUGUAAGUAAAAAGUUUUGAUAAAAGGGGAUUCACUGUUGUGCGAAUUCUGUUAGACCAAGCUUUUUUUGUUGUUGUUUUUAUUCUUUCAAAAUUUGUAAAUAGUUUUAUUUAUUUUAUAACUACCAUUUAAUCCUUUUGCAUUAGGAUUAGGGUGUGGUUCAUUGACAAUAGUAUGUCAAUGAAAACUAACCCUCUGAUUUUGUAAGUUAUAUAGCUGUUUUCCAAAAAGUCUUUCAGGAUUGUAACACUGUCAUUUACUUUAUCAGGGAUACAGAUAUGUUACCAUAGAAAAGAAAGAAAAUCUGAACCAAACCUUUUCAAUAUGUAGUUAGAGUUCAGCACCUCACUGACCCUGAUAAGCACUGCCUGAUGAUGCCUUAGGGAAGGGAGCCCCUAAAAUGAGUGCUAAUAGUCAGCUUCUAAAGUUUGAACUGUGUUUAAAAUCACUGCAUUGAAAAAUCAGCAGUUUAAUCUUACGUUGCUUUGCAUUGACAACUAGGUGACCCAGGCUUUGUAUUAAUUGAAGCCUGUUGUGUAAGCAGUGCUUGAAAAGUCUUGCUUUUUUGGUCCAUAUUACACUAAAAACCACGUUAAAAUCUGGAAGAUUACAUCAAUCAAACUAUUUUUAAUAUCCCACAUACAGUGAAAUAUUGAAUACAUAACUUUUUUUUAUGUAUAGACAAUUUCUAAAGAUCUGUAAGAAAGUUAAAAAAUACAUUGACAAAGUCAUUUAAAAAAUAUUGAGCAUUUUGAAAAGUGCUUCAAAGAUGCAGUAAAUGCACUGAAAGGUCUGCUGCAGUUCUCAGUUGACUGAGUCUAUUGACUGCAGUUCACCAGCUCUGCCUUGCUAGCUCAUUCAUCAGCCAGUGCUAAUGCUCCUGUGUGGUGGGUGUGGUUGCUUUCUCAAUUCCAUCCUUUUUAUACAUAGUUGUACAGCAAGUUGAACUGUAUCAUAGUGUAAAGACUUCACGCUUCCCUGCUCCCUCUGCUGUGACUUUAUUUUGUUCAUAUAUAUAUAUAUAUAAAUUAUAUCAAUUCUUCAAUGUAAAUAUUCAUUGAUUGUUAUAAGUGGUGCUGCCUCAAUAGUCUUUUCAAACUGCUGGGGGAAACUGGAAUUCUGCCUUUCAACUUGUAAAGUCCAGAGGCAUUGUUUGAAACUGUAAGAAACUAAGUCAAGCAGACUCGUUUUGCUUGGGGCCUGCAGUGCACACUAACGCUGAAACGUUAGUCUGUGUUUUUUGUUUUGGUUUUACCUUUCUGUUUUUAGCAUUUUGAAGAUAUGAAUGAUAUCAACAUGUUUUUACAAAAUGCAGGUUUCCAUAUCAUCAUACACAUUGAGGAAGACGUAGUUAUUUUUGAGCAUAUUUCUUAUAUAGGGUACGUAUUUUUCCAAUUCAUAAGCCAGCUGUUUUUUAUAACCUCCACAGCAUGACUGCCCUGUUCAAUUUCAGUCCCAGUUUGAAAGUGAAAAACUGUUGAGAGGGAAUCACCAACAGCUUGUAUUUCUACCUAAUAACAUUAAUAUUGUUGGAGUCUGUCUCUAGCAAGGGAUUUAGCAUGACUUUCAGGCAGUCGAUUGUUAAGAUCUACUGUUUAGACCAUUUCCAUUGAGCCCUGAUCUCAAAACCGGAUGUACAGAACUGUUUACAAGAGGUUUUGUGUUAAUUUUGUCUUAUUUUCCUGUUGUAAUCUUUUCCAUAUUUAUAAAUGUUGUUAUUUUUUGUUCACUGGAACAAUACUGGAAUAUGCAUGGGUUACUCUUCUAUACUGUACUGCUGGGAGAAUUUGACAUAAUAACCGUUCUGUAGCUAGACUACCACAAUAAACUGGAACCUCACAAGUGG
Molecule: messenger RNA, 6949 nt
Organism: Acipenser ruthenus (sterlet)
Lineage: Eukaryota; Metazoa; Chordata; Actinopteri; Acipenseriformes; Acipenseridae
Product: inositol-trisphosphate 3-kinase C-like
Exons: 8
Coding region: 522-2678 (718 amino acids)
Biological process (GO): inositol phosphate biosynthetic process
Cellular component (GO): nucleus; cytoplasm
Molecular function (GO): inositol tetrakisphosphate kinase activity; inositol-1,4,5-trisphosphate 3-kinase activity
Source: RefSeq, a predicted model, not a curated record